AUGCUCAGGGGAACACUGCGACUUUCAUCCGCGUUGGUACCUGCCUCAUCAUGCAGUACUGAACCCAAAAAUACGGAAAAGUUGCGUAUAGUUUUGGAUUGCGCGGCCAAACACAAGGAGCAAUCGUUGAAUGACAUGCCCUAUCAAGGUCCAGACACCACCGCAAAUUUAGUGGGUGUACUUUUGCGAUUCCGUAAAGAAUGUGUAGCUGUUAAAGCUGACAGAAGCGAUGUUUAUGCAAGUGAAGGUGCCAAAACAUGA
This is a messenger RNA of Echinostoma caproni, 261 nucleotides long. The record is from the annotation of a GenBank genome assembly. Lineage: Eukaryota; Metazoa; Platyhelminthes; Trematoda; Plagiorchiida; Echinostomatidae.